ACGUCAGCAGUUCAGCACCACUGCGCUGUCCAGCGUCUCUAGUCCAGCAAAGGACCGUCCACAUCCCGCGCGCUCAACAUUUCUAUCUAUUUGUAUGCGUGUAUCGUCUUUAUCCGUUUGAAUUAACAUUGUAGUAGAAAGAUAACACCUGCAGUGGGAGAUCAGUGCAAACCACAUUCGCUCCAUACGGAGUGAAUUGUGCUGAUACAUUGGAACGCGAAUAGCGGAACAACAGGAAGUAACUGGCUAUGCUGUUUCUCUUGGCUUCAGUUUUUUGGGGGAGUGUUGUGCUGCGGCGCUGUCCGUGACAUUGCGUCUUGUCGGAGAGGGUGGGAGAGCCGCCGAGACGACGAAGAUGGCGGAGAACCCCGUCAACAGUGCUGUUAAUACAACGACAGGGCAUGGGAUGUUCUGGAAAGUUGACGGCCGAACACCGCCCAACACUGUCACAAGACUAAAGGGGUUAAAGCUAUAAACCACGUCCAUUUGGCAAAUUAAUUUAAUGGGAAAUCGAUGGAGCGAUCUACAUCCGCUUUAUUUGCGUGUGACUGAUCUAAGCAUCGUCUGCAGAAUCGUUCUCUAUGUUACAGUACAUGUAACGGGUUCUCCAGACCAAACCAAAAUAUUGCUUUCGGUGAGUGCGACACAAAGACAUGUUGGAAUAUCGUGGUGGCAGACAUUUGUUAUGCUAAAGUUAAUGAUAGAAUAGAAUAAUAAUAGCAUAACUAUGAUAUUUUAGAUAUUUUUAAGAAAGGUGGUUACCAAACUCAAAAAUCGCUUCCAUUAGAAUUGUAUGGGCACAAGACAUUUUGUGGUCCACAGAAGCUUUUCAUUCAUAAGUAGACUGAAUAAUUGUUGGCAGAGUUUGUGGUAUGGAGACAUUCAAAGAGUCUUAAUUUGUUAAAUGUGUUAUGCCUGUUCUAACUCCCAAUGUUCAUACAUGAUAGGAAUGUGUUAAUUACCAUUAUCGGUUGUUUUCAUUUCUAGUGCGAUUUAGCAUUGGUCCAUCGCAACCAUUUACAUUGUCUAUCAGAGUCUGUUACUUAUGUAUUUCACGUAUAUGUGUUUCAUCUUUUCUGUAUUUUCUUUGCCAUUAUUACUAAUAUUUUCUGUGGUGGUGUUGUGUUCAUAGUCCCCUCUGCUCUUACAGUAGAGCUCAUGUGUGGAGUAAAGAAAAUGUUAGUGUGCAGACAGAUAAUGUGUAGUUUAUCCAAAGACACUUUAUACAGAGAAAAAAAAAAUUGUGUUCAUGUGGUUACUGUAGCUGAAUAAUGUAAUGUGUAGCUCUGAAUGCAUGGCUGAUGUAAAAUUAUUGAUUCUCUUUGCAUGUGGAGUGUCUACAAAGCAGAAGUAAAAGAUCCAGAUUACAGCUCUUGGUUUAUAACCCAGUCCAGAAAUCAAUGGGCUGUUCUUUCUUCCAAACGCAGCACAUAACCAAAUGCUCAAUGUAUGUUUUAUUGCAACUGUAAAGAUGUACAAAGAUUUGCUUAUCUGUCUUAACCUAUCUGGCUGACAAUCCUUUUACAUGAAUCUCCCUGACUACCUGUGUCUGUGCAACACAAUAUUUUCUGAAACAGCUGCUAAGGUUAUGACAUCACCUUUAACUCCUGAAAAGAAACCUCAGAGCAAUGGCAAUGUCUCGCCAACAUAUCAGAAAACAAACCAUGGAAGCCCUUCGAUAAAACACAAUAAAAUGUUAAAAUUCCCCUUCUCAUUCUUCUUCAUCAUCUCAUGAUUCAAAGCUGAUGCUCUGACUCCACCCACUGUCACAGAGAAGAAACCUCAGACCAAUGGACACCCUUCACCAUCACGCCAUUCAACCAAUACCAAUGCACAUGCAGGUAAACAAUACAUGGAAGGAUAUUUGAAGACAGAUGAUAGGAUGAGACUUGCCAAGGAGAGACGUGAGGAGAGGGAGAAGAGUUUGGCUGUACGGGAACAAGCCAUAAAGGAGAAGGAGAGACGUGCUCAGCUGCAGUAUGAGAAGACGGUGGAAGAACGCUGGAAACGUCUGGAUGAACAAAGACAGAAGGAGGAGCUUCGCAGGGCUGCGGUAGAGGAGAAGAGAAGACAACAGCUAGAGGAGGAGAAGGAGCGUCUGGAGGCUCUGAUAAGAAGGUCAUUGGAACGGAGCCUGCAGCUGGAGAACAGGAACAAGCGCUGGGUGUGGGGUCCCAAUGGCCCCACUCAAGGUGACUGGGAGAAUGCCCCGCCUCCUCUCUCUGCUGCCUCCGCCCUCCCUUAUGACCUCGCUGCCCCCUCUCCUGCUGCCAGUGAAUCAGGCAACGUGCCCUCGAGUCCCCACAGAUCACCAUAUCGAGGGUCACCAAGUCGCCGCAGAACCAAUAUUGUGCCAGCAGAGGAGUCAAGUGGAGCUGUUAGUGCCCCCAACACCCCAAAGAAGGAGAAGUUGCGUAGAGAGAGGAGAACCGGCUCUCCGGCCACAGGCUCACCGGUGAGGCAAAAUAAAUAUCCUGCUGAUGUUAUCCGGCGCUCCGCUUCGCCAGCCACACCAAAGUUAUUGCCCAAGAGUCGUACUCAGUCACCCUGCACACCUCGACAGUAUCCACCCUCCCCUAUGAAACACAAAACUGGCACCUCGGCAACUGACAGCGACAAGAAGACAGAAGACAAGGUCAUAGACAAACAAACUGAACAAGUCAAUGACCUUAAGGUGGGCAGACCGGUCAAGGCCGAGGUCCAUCAGAACAAAAUCCCAAACAAUGAAUGUUUGGAAAAGGCACCAAAAGUGGAAACACCUAUUUCCUGUACACCACCUCCAGAAAGGAGAACGUCGAAGAUGGAGAGCCCUAUUAAUGGUGCAAAAGAGAAAAAAGGUGUUGCUACCGAAAGUCAAGAUAAGAGGAAUGGCAAGACGGAUAUCCCAGAGAAGAAACAUCCCAAAUCAAGCUUAAAUGAAGUGACUACAGAGAAAACUGCAGACCCCUCACCUUUAAACCCUGCUGGCAAGAUGGUCGCUGGAACGACAGAUGCCGAGGAGGCGUCCCGUCUGCUCGCGGAGCGCAGGCGUCUGGCCAGAGUUGUGAAAGAACAGGAAGAGAAACUGCAGAGAGAACGAGAGGAGCAGGAGAAACUUAAGAGCGAACAGCUGAAGAAGAGGCAGCUGGAGGAAAGAGCUCGACAGGAGGAGAAGAUCCGUCAAGCGGAGGAGGAGAAACGCAGACAAGAGCAGCAGCAGAAAAAGAGUGAGCAGGUGGAUAAAGAGAGGAAAGAGAAGGAGAGGCAGGCUCAAAUGGAGAAAGAGAAAGCAGAGGCAGAAUUACGUGCUCAGAAAGAUGCAGAGCGUCAGCGUCAGGGCAGAGAGCUUUUCCAACAACAAGAAGAGCAGGAGAGACAACAGCGAAAAAAGAGAAUCGAGGAGAUAAUGAAGAGAACCAGGAAGAGUGAGAGUGAGAUGAAGGAACCUCCAUCUCCGGUCUCUCCUCCAGGUGGUGUCAAUUUGACCUCAAGUGUAAGUGCCCCCCAAAAUCCCCCCUUGAAAAGUCAAAUAAACAUAAACUCUGCUGCAGUGAAAACAAUCGGUAAAGAAAAGGAAAACAUUGCCAAACAGGAGAGUAAACAGGUGAAAGAAGAGGUCAAAGGUCAAGUAAAGCGAGAAGAUGCAUCUGUGGCAAAGGUGCAGGAAACCCCACCGAAGACUCCAUCUCAAAUAACACAAGUAAAAAUUCAAAGUGUUGUGACAACACACGGCAACCUGCAAGUUUCCACGCAGAACAUACCUUCAAAUGCUCAACCAAAGCAGGACAACCACUUGACCAAUGGAAAAAGCCAAACUAUCACUCAGGUGGCCAAACAGGAAGCUCGUAACCAACUAAAAAUACAAAUUGGAGAGGCCUCAGCUCAGGGAGGCAAGACGGAAAGCACUGUGAAAAAAUCAGACAUGCCUCAUGCAAACAGACAAAGUGUCAUGGGGAACGCAACUGUAACUGUCCCACAAGCAAAGACCGUCCCUCAGCCCGGUGAACAUAGGCCCACAGUGACACAGGUGAACUCAAAGCAGCUGAUGAAGGACAUCCCACCAGCAUCCCUGAAGCCGGUGUCAGAGAUGAAACCCCCUCUCCCUGUUAUUCAUCUGGACACAUCGGCCCGGAAAAGUGGAAGAGUGCAGGAUUCUGCAGAUGAAGUGCAGUUCAUGGAGGUCAGUCCUGUCUCGAAAGAGGAGUUAAUCUCCAUCCCAGAAUUCUCCCCAGUAAUUUCUCCUCAGCAGAAUGGAACCAGUAACAUGCGCGCUCUUGAGGACCUCUUGGAUCUGACGGGGCAAAUUGCUUACCCUAGACUCGCUCCUGCAGCCAGCCUGGGAGACUGCAACAAGAAUCUAAUAGAAGGGGUCUGUAGCCCUGGCUCGGACUCGAAACUUAUCCCCACCCACUCUUCAGCCUCAGACAAACGGCAUGUGCUGUAAGAGCGGUAGGUUGGAAAGUUUGUAUACUCACCCACACAAAUAAGUCUGAUAGACACUGUUAGCAUGAACAAAAAUUGUAAUUUUCACAAUUAUCGUAUCGGAUACAUGCACCUGGCGGUCUGGCUAGUGACUAAUAACAUUAAUAAAGUAUUUAUAUUUUAGUUGAUUUAUAUUUAUAUUAAUCUAUAUUACUAAUUAAUGGUAUAAUAAUUGUAUUAAAUAAACAAUUUGUUGAAUGGGUUGUUUAACUUUGUUUUAAGCCAAGUAACGAUUCUUCUACUGGUACGUUAACCCAAAACAAUACUGGCUAGACACAUUUUGUACCAGAAAUUAAGUUUGGAUCUCAAAAGUGCACAAGUGUAGUAACGUUUAGGUUGAUGAUAGUAAAAAAAAAUCUAUUUGCUCACCUCAAUGUUGCUCCAAAACAGAUUUCUUUCCCACAAUUUCAUCCUUUCAAUAAAACAUAUUAGAGGUCAUUAUUGCUCAUACAGUAUAUUCAUACAAUUAUUCUUCGUUCGAUAGCUUGGUCUCCAUUUAUUGUGAUCCAAUGAAAAGUAAUGAACAUUACUAAAGAUGUUCUUUUUGUGUUCCACCGAAAAAGAAAGUCAUAUGGGUUUGAAAUGACAUGAGGGUGAGUAAAUUAUCAUAGAAUUGUACUAUUGUGUUAACCUCCACAAUGUAUACAAUGAUAUGGGUUUUAUAUGACACUUUUCUGUUUUUUGAACAGGUAAUGUGACAGAGUUUAUUGGUGCAGCAGGCUGCUCUGAAGACUUUUAUUCCCUUUGAAACUGACAAAAGGAAGAAUGUGCAACUGGAGAAGAAACAAAGGAUGAAUAUAUUUUUAUUGCUGCUGGGCAUGAAUGCAAAUUUAAACUAAUUUCAAUUUUCUCCUUAUUAAAAAAGAUAUUCUUUCGACUCUGAAUCUUUACAGCACAAUGUUUUCAUCUCCUGUUAAAGGUUUGGUUCAGUAUUAUCGACAGAAUUUAAAUCAAGUGUGAGCAGUCGAUAUGUGUUGUUAUGUAUGUUUAUCUUCCCAUCUAGAUGGCCAAAAUUGCUGGUAAGAGUUUGGACAAAAUACUUUGAUGGUUUAUUGGCCUUUAAGAUCAAAGUCCAACAUUUUCCUUAGAAUAAUUGAAUACAUCAUCAUCAAUGAAUACAGACAUUUGCUGACUAUACUCACAUUUUUGCAAGUGAAACUAUAUGGCGAACUCUUUGUAGUUAGAAAUACACGACAAAAAGGUUUCUUUGGCAUCUAUCAGUCUGCAACAGAGUAUUAUUCUGAUUUGUUUUAAGUAUUUGUGUGUAUUUUCUGCUUAAUUGACUAAGAAUCCUUGCAUUGCAUCACACUAUAUUGAACCCCCAAGUUUGCUGUUAAUGCUAGAAUUACAGGACAUUGGCUAUCCACAUCUCUCCCAACCAGCUGUGAUCAUUUUUCAGCAUGUAUCUUAGAAAAAUCAAAGACAGUAAGCCCAUUUUAAAGACCUAGUUUACACGUAACUCAGUAUAAGCAUCAUACUCUUGCUCAAAAGUAAUCACUGUGCUUAUCAAUGAAGUUUCAACGCUUCUUUGGAGACCAGUUUUACUCAAGUCCUGACAUCAAAGAAAGUGUUGUGGUAGAAAACAAUUUCCCAUCAAUGUGCAUUUACUUAAACAUUUGAAUAGACUAUGGCUGUUGUAGAUGUACAUAUUUCUACUGUGGGUGGGUAUGUUGAACUGUGGAUGAACAAAAAGCUUAUUUGAAAUUAAAGUGUCAAAAUUAGGCUGCAGGGUACCUUCAAAACCAAGAUUUAUAAAGGAAACUACACGUGUCGCCACUUCUGUCUCUACAAUAAUAGCAGUGACUUCAAAAUGUGAUUACUGAUGAUGUGCAUGGUGGCAUGAGCAUCAAGCCAAAAUUAUAAGCCUAGAAAUAAACAAAUAAACAGACUUU
This is a messenger RNA of Triplophysa dalaica, 6353 nucleotides long. It is a transcript of the gene map7d2a, whose product is annotated as MAP7 domain containing 2a. NCBI's taxonomy places the organism in Eukaryota, Metazoa, Chordata, Actinopteri, Cypriniformes, Nemacheilidae. Bases 1853 to 4423 code for a protein of 856 amino acids. The record is from RefSeq and is a predicted model, not a curated record. The transcript has 17 exons. Gene Ontology annotation, biological process: microtubule cytoskeleton organization. Gene Ontology annotation, cellular component: microtubule cytoskeleton.